CUUUUAGUGUUACUAUAACAUUUCAAGUCGGGUUAAGACCAAUGUUUCUUUUUCCUCUAUGUGAGACUGAGGGAGGCUUUGCAAGAAUACUACAAGGAAAAAUGUGUUAUAAACACCUGCAAACUGAUCGAAACUGGAAGCCUUUCCUUUCAUUUCACGACGUUGCAUACCGCAGCUGUAAACGAAUCUCGCAACGUGAACCUCUUGUACUGCUGACAGUAUGCAAGGUGACACCAAUCCUUUCUCCCUGUUGUUCCUCCUUUUUCCACCAAUCUCCUCCUAUUUGUCAGAGGAGCUGAAAUGAGAACAAGAGGGAGGAGAGGGGGCUGAAAUCAGAGUCCUCCCCUUGGAGGUGGAGGCGAUUUAUAGCAUGUUUGUGCAUGAGGUGGAGCAGUGGGAGGAGUGCGGGAGAGGAAAGGAAAUGAAAGCAUGAGGCAGCGACAUAAGUUGAAGAAGUGGGACAAAAGUCUUCUGAGAGCAAAAUAAAAGACCUAUGGAGUUUAUUGUUUGUGUCCGAGACACUGUGGAAAUAAGCAUUAAAUAGCAGGGGCACGUUAUUUGAUUCUGUCCCUAAGGAUGAUUAAAUAAGUAACUCCGUGUUGGAGUCAUACCAAGUGUUGGACAGGAUACACACAGAUGAAAAGAUGCAUCCAUCUGAGUUGGCAUCUACGCUCUUCUCUCUCACCCAUUACGCUUGACCUCUGACCCUUAUCACUCUCAGCCACCAUAACAUCAUGACCUUGCUGUGCCGUGGACGCCUGAAGUUUUUAGUAGCGUCUUUAACUACCAUUGUGCUCCUUACCGGGCUCUAUCUGCUGUCUGGAAACCUGGAGUAUGGUAGAUCCCUGUUCCUUCCUCCCUGUUUGGUGGACAUGCCGGCAUCUCAGUUCUUGGAACGAGCCAUCCUCGAGUCACGGGUUCGAGAGGUGGAAGAGGAAAACAGACAGAUCAGACUACAGCUCAGCCAGUCACAGAGCACUGCUACCCAGUCAGCUGAGAGAAAUUAUGGCAACUUGCAAUGGGGUGCUUCUGCUGACAUUGGACCAGAGGACGGGUACAACACAGUGGAAGAGAAGAAGAACCACUCUGAGUGUUCAAGAUUGCCUGCCGUCCAGAAGUGUGAGGUAAUACACGUCGCCUGUGUUUGUGCUGGACACAAAGCCAGUAGAGAUGUGGUCACACUUGUCAAGUCGGUCCUCUUUCACAGGAGAAACCCUCUUCACUUUCAUUUUAUCACCGAUGCUGUGGCCAACCAAACUUUGAGCUCCCUGUUUCAGUCCUGGAUGAUCCCUUCUGUGCAAGUUAGCUUUUACGAUGCAGAAGAACUCAAGUCCGAGGUGUCGUGGAUACCAAACACUCAUUACUCAGGUAUUAACGGCUUGAUGAAGCUGACUCUAACCAAAGCCCUGCCACAUGACCUGUCAAAGGUCAUUGUCCUGGAUACGGACAUCACUUUUGCCACUGAUAUUGCUGAGCUCUGGGGUGUUUUCAGAAAGUUCACAGAUAAACAGGUCAUUGGUCUUGUGGAGAACCAGAGUGAUUGGUACCUUGGAAACCUGUGGAAAAAUCACAAACCAUGGCCUGCACUUGGCCGGGGCUUCAAUACAGGUGUAAUUCUCCUCUACCUGGAGCGACUCCGACAAAUUGGAUGGGAGCAGAUGUGGCGCCUGACAGCAGAGAGAGAGUUAAUGAGCAUGCUCAGUACAUCUCUGGCUGAUCAGGACAUCUUCAAUGCAUUCAUAAAGCAGAACCCGAUUUUGGUCCACCAGUUGCCCUGUUUCUGGAACGUUCAGCUGUCUGAUCACACUCGUUCCGAGCUGUGCUACACUGAGGUUUCUGACCUCAAGGUAAUCCACUGGAACUCUCCAAAGAAGCUUCGUGUGAAGAAUAAGCACGUGGAGUUUUUCAGGAACCUUUACCUGACCUUCCUGGAGUACGAUGGAAACCUGCUGCGGCGGGAGCUAUUUGGGUGCCCUAGUCAGGCCAGUCCAGAGAGCAUCCAGUUGCAGACUGCUCUUGAGGAGCUGGAUGAGGAUGAUCAGUGUUAUGACUUCCGCCGUGAACGACUCACCCUCCACAGAGUCCAUCUUUACUUCCUGCAGUAUGAAUAUACCCCCACAGAGGAUGAGAAUGAUGUCACUCUCGUAGCUCAACUUUCCAUGGAUAGGCUACAGAUGCUGGAGGCCAUUUGCAAGCACUGGGAAGGACCCAUCAGCCUGGCGCUCUACAUGUCUGAUGCAGAAGCUCAGCAGUUCCUACGCUACGCUCAAGCCUCCGAGGUGCUGAAAAACCGCAAGAAUGUCGGCUAUCACAUUGUUUAUAAGGAGGGCCAGUUCUACCCCGUCAACCUGGUGAGGAAUGUUGCCCUGAAGAAUGCAAACACUCCCUACGUUUUCCUGACGGAUGUGGACUUCUUACCAAUGUAUGGUCUCUAUGAUUAUCUCAGAAAAACGGUCACACAAUUGGACAUGGCAAAUAAUAAGAAGGCUCUGGUGGUUCCAGCUUUCGAGACACUGCGCUACCGCUUGUCCUUCCCCAAAUCCAAAGCAGAGCUCCUCUCCAUGCUGGACAUGGGGACACUCUAUACCUUCAGGUAUCACGUGUGGCCGAAAGGCCAUGCCUCCACCAACUAUGCUAAAUGGAGGACAGCCACCACACCUUAUACGGUUGACUGGGAGGCAGAUUUUGAGCCUUAUGUUGUAGUGAAACGACAUUGCCCGGAAUAUGAUCAGCGCUUUGUGGGCUUCGGCUGGAACAAGGUUUCCCAUAUCAUCGAGCUCGACGCACAGGAGUAUGACCUUAUGGUUCUCCCGAACGCUUUCAUGAUCCACAUGCCCCAUGCACCCAGCUUUGACAUCUCCAAGUUUCGCUCCAGCUCGAGCUACCGCAACUGCCUGAAGACUAUAAAAGAGGAAUUCCACCAGGACUUGUCCAGGAAAUAUGGCUCAGCUGCUCUCAAGUACCUCACUGCCCAGAGGAACAUCUGAGCAAUGCUGUCAGACACACCUUUUCACAAGAUAAAGAGCUUAUACAUACCGUUGAUUGAUUGAUGCUCAGCGAUGGCCAGCACCAAGUCGCAAUCCGAUGGUCAAGCUUUACAGCCCCUACAGGACAAGAAGAAAGUUUAACAUGAUGGCAAAUAUCCUCAUUUAUAUGGAUCCACGAGGCCGAUGCCGGUUUGAGACUGAAAGAUCUCGCUUUAAAGCGUGUGAUUGAAAACAAUGUUAGAAGUUGUUUCGUCAAUCAGGGAUAUUUCAGGCAGACAUGGAUCUCUGGAAACCAAGUUCAAGGACACAAAACAAGCAGCACAGUUGGCAUUUACAUCAUAAAGUUAACGGUUGUGACGGUCAGCUGACCGGGAGGAAAUGUUUACGCCUUAUGACUUUGUACAGUGUUUACUAAGAUAUUUAAUAUUUUCAUAUCUACACUGUAAAUAUAAACCGAUUAACUUAAAGAAGUGAGCCGGUUAAUUCGUCAUUCUUGUUGAGACCUUUAUAAUAUUAUCCAUCAGAGGCCAGUUUCAUUAAUUAAGGAGCUUCAGGGGAGUGUUUGUGUGCGUCGACGUGUGGAGACUUUGUACUGCAUUGGUGCCACACACUGUUAGCACUCUGCAUCUGGUUUAUUCCGGUUGGGUACGAAUCACUCUGCAAAUAUGCUUAAGCACCACGUGUUCAUGUGGUCUAUUCACAAAUGAAGAAUAGUAAGAUCAGGUAUCUCAUUAUUUUUCCUUCCAGGCGACCUUAAUAAGCAAUGCAGUGAUUGAGAAGAACUCAAAACUAAAACUUGUAUUAUCUAGAAGCUGUUAUAUGUAUGACUGAAUUGCAGAUGCUUAGUUUUCUGUAUAUUUGGCAUUGUUGUCUUAUUCACUGGAUAUUGUGUGAUCUGCUGAACCCUUCCAACAACACUUUUGUAGAGUGCAAAUUAAAUUACAAAUUAAAUUCAUCAAAACACAGCACAAAAUUGGAGCCUAAUUCACAGAACAUGUCGUAUCCAAAUUGAUAAUAGUUGACCUUGUUUUUCACCUGAGACUUUUGUUCAAAAAAGACCAUUUCUCUUCAUUCAUACUGCAAGGUGCGAUGCCCAAUUUGGAAUUUUUUUGUUCAAUCCAAUC
Molecule: messenger RNA, 4111 nt
Organism: Hippocampus comes (tiger tail seahorse)
Lineage: Eukaryota; Metazoa; Chordata; Actinopteri; Syngnathiformes; Syngnathidae
Gene: large2
Product: LARGE xylosyl- and glucuronyltransferase 2
Exons: 15
Coding region: 735-2987 (750 amino acids)
Biological process (GO): protein O-linked glycosylation via mannose
Cellular component (GO): Golgi apparatus
Molecular function (GO): xylosyltransferase activity; glucuronosyltransferase activity
Source: RefSeq, a predicted model, not a curated record